Molecule: messenger RNA, 2017 nt
Organism: Lolium rigidum
Lineage: Eukaryota; Viridiplantae; Streptophyta; Magnoliopsida; Poales; Poaceae
Product: serine/threonine protein kinase OSK4-like
Exons: 11
Coding region: 127-1653 (508 amino acids)
Biological process (GO): protein phosphorylation; intracellular signal transduction
Molecular function (GO): protein serine/threonine kinase activity; ATP binding
Source: RefSeq, a predicted model, not a curated record
CUUCCCCCAACCAGCCAGACCCAAAACCUCCACUCGCUGCUCUCCUCGUCUCCUCCGAGUCGCCUGCUUCCCCUCCCCCCACCCCCACCCCGCGCGGUUGACCCACGGGGGCCUUCGCCAGUGAAAAUGGAUGGGAGCACUAGAGGAGGCGGGCAUUCUGAUGCAUUAAAGAACUACAAUCUGGGAAGAACAUUAGGUAUUGGCACAUUUGGUAAAGUGAAGAUUGCAGAGCACAAGCAUACAGGACACAAGGUUGCUAUAAAGAUCCUCAACCGUCGUCAAAUGAGAACUAUGGAAAUGGAAGAGAAGGCAAAGAGAGAAAUCAAGAUACUGAGGUUGUUUAUUCACCCCCAUAUCAUCCGGCUUUAUGAGGUCAUCUACACACCUACAGACAUAUUUGUUGUGAUGGAAUAUUGCAAGUAUGGUGAGCUAUUUGACUGCAUUGUGGAAAAAGGCAGGUUACAGGAAGAUGAGGCUCGCCGAAUUUUCCAGCAGAUUAUAUCUGGUGUUGAGUACUGCCACAGAAAUAUGGUUGUUCAUCGUGAUCUAAAGCCAGAAAAUCUGUUACUUGAUUCCAAAUAUAAUGUUAAACUUGCUGACUUUGGGUUGAGUAAUGUCAUGCACGAUGGACAUUUUUUGAAGACGAGCUGUGGGAGUCCAAAUUAUGCUGCUCCAGAGGUUAUCUCAGGUAAACUGUAUGCUGGACCUGAGGUUGAUGUUUGGAGCUGUGGAGUUAUCCUGUAUGCUCUUCUUUGUGGUACUCUUCCAUUUGAUGAUGACAAUAUUCCCAACCUCUUCAAAAAGAUAAAGGGAGGUAUCUAUAUCCUUCCAAGUCAUUUAUCUGCUCUUGCAAGGGAUUUGAUCCCAAGAAUGCUUGUUGUUGAUCCUAUGAAGAGAAUCACAAUUCCUGAAAUCCGAGAGCAUCCGUGGUUUCAGUAUCGCCUUCCUCGCUACUUGGCAGUGCCUCCACCAGACACAGCACAGCAAGCCAAAAUGAUUGAUGAAGAUACACUUCAAGAUGUUAUCAACCUGGGAUAUGACAAAGACCAUGUGUGUGAAUCGCUGUGCAAUAGGCUACAAAAUGAGGCAACUGUUGCAUAUUACUUACUCUUGGACAAUCGGUUCCGAGCUACUAGUGGCUAUCUGGGAGCAGAACAUCAAUCAGUGGAUAGGAGUUAUAAUCAGCUUGCUUCAUUGGAAUCAGCAAGUUCAAGUUCCAGGCAGUAUCUUCCAGGAAGCAGUGGUUCUCAUGGCAGUGGCCUGCGGCCAUAUUAUCCAGUUGAAAGAAAAUGGGCUCUGGGUCUUCAGUCCCGGGCUCACCCACGUGAGAUAAUGAUUGAGGUUCUGAAGUCACUUCAAGAAUUAAAUGUCUGCUGGAAGAAGAAUGGACAUUACAACAUGAAAUGCAGGUGGUGCCCUGGGUUUCCUCAGGUUAGUGAUAUGUUAGAUGCCAACCACAGCUUCAUUGAUGACUCUACCAUCAUGGAUAAUGGCGAUGUAAAUGGAAGGCUACCUGUUGUGAUCAAGUUCGAAAUCCAGCUUUACAAGACCAGGGAUGACAAGUACCUGCUGGACAUGCAGAGAAUUACUGGACCUCAGCUCCUUUUCCUGGACUUCUGUGCGUCAUUCCUUACCAACCUUAGGGUUCUAUAGCGCCUCUUCUGGCUGAGCGGUGAAUAGCAAGACAUAUUUAUAUCGCGUGUGGUUUCAUCACUGCAACGAUGAAUAAAUAAAUCCAUGUAAAUAGGUGUGUUUCGUCGUGUUCUUUUUACCCAGUCCCUGACAGCGAACCGUGUUGUUUGAGUGACUAGUCUUGUGUCAAGCACCAAAAGGUUAAUGGUGAUGAUAAGACCUGCGUAGUAAGUAGGCUGUGGUGAGUCAUGUGGGCGAAUCCUUGCUGAUUCUGUGGCCUGCAGCACUGCUGGUGAUGCUGCUGCAGCCUAAGCUUUCGUAAUAUGUAUAUGGGAUCUGGUUUAUAUUAAUCUUACUAUUGAACAUAGUGGUUGGUUUAUGUUAA